CGUGCUGCUCUGCUGCGGGCGGAAGAAAGUUUGUUUUGAAGCCGCCAUUCGUUUCAGCAACGUGACGCCCGUCUUGAACGUGAUGUACAUGAGUUUCAUCAGAAGACACAAAAAAUGUCAGCAUUAAAAAGUCAAGCCGAGAGUAGUUCUCUGGAAGAAGAGCAGAAAAGGAUACAAAACAAAAUAUCUCUGUCUAAUUGUGGAGUGUGUGGAUCAGAGAAAGCCAAGUACAGAUGUCCGGCCUGCCUCACACAUUCUUGCAGCUUGCUGUGUGUGAAGAAGCACAAAGAUGACUCGGGAUGCAGUGGAGUCAGAAAUAAAACGGCGUUUGUGGCUUUAUCCCACUUUGAUGAAAUGGCUCUUCUCAGUGAUUACAGAUUUCUGGAAGACACUGGGAGGUUUUCUGAUGGAGCCAGCAGAGACAGUCUGGUGAGAGUUCCUCGGACAACUUUAAAGUUAAAGUUACUGGCUUCUCAAGCCAGAAAGAUGAACAUCACUCUAAGGUUUCUUCCUCUCACCUUCACUAAGAGAAGAGAAAACUCCACUGUCUUCAAUCCAAGAGAGAAAAUGUUUCUGUGGCACUUGAAGCUCAUGUUUCCUCAGAGCAGCUCAGAGUUCAGUCAGAGGAGGGUGCCGGACAGACACACCUUGAAGCAAAUCUUGACAACCUACAUCCAUCCCACAGAGUCAGACCCUGUGACUCGUCAAAAGUUGAAGAUGUAUGUUAAUGCUUCAUCAGAAAAUGUGAAGGUCUUCAUGAAAGCAGAGGGAAGAAAAGCUAACUCUGUCAGGUAUCAUGAGUUGGACACUGAGAAGAGCCUAAAAGAUAAUCUGAGCUUUAAAAUGCUCAUUGAAUAUCCUGUGCUUCAUGUUGUACUCAGAGAUCAAUGGAAGGACUAUCCGCUGAAAGGACCAGCUGAACCUGCAUCAGCCUGCACCAGUUUAGCAACAAAGAACGUUGGGAUUGAUGGACAGAAACGGGCUGUGGAUCACGUUUCACCACCAUCAGUGCAAACAGGAACCAACCUUCAGACGGCAGCUGAAGAGAUCAGCCCCGAAUCUGAGCCUCCGCUGCAGAAAAGGGCAAAGAGAGGAGUGGAGGAGGAAGAGCCGGAGGAAGGGGAGAUCCUCGACAGCAGUGAUGAAGAGGAGAUGCUGGAAAGAAAUCAAGCUGAAAGCAUCCCACUGGAAAACAAUACUUCGGUUAAUGAUAUGAAGAAUAUGCAACAUGAUGUUAACUAAUAGGUUUGUAGUUGAAUUUUCAGACAGGUGAGGUCUUCAUGAGCCAGUGGGACAUUGGAGAUGAAAGGAAGCUGUAUUGACAGAUGGAAAGGAGGCUAAUGUCACAUUACAAUGAAAUAAUUGGAAAACAAUAUUGUACUGUGCUAAAAAUACGGAUUUCAGAGAUCUGAGGUGUUUCCAUAUGUUUUUUGUUCAUUUAUGUAUAUUUUUGUUAUAUUUAAUAAUAAAGCAUGUUUUAAUCUUCUUCUCUGGGGCUAAAAUUAUAUAAAACGCAUCACAAUGUUAUCAGGCUGGUAAAAAUAUCACUCAGAGGGGAGAGGUAAUAAUUUCUUUCAGAUUGUCUCCUUUUAUUAUGGUUAUGCAAUAUAACCGAGUACUCAGCCAAAAAACUCAAAACCUUAAGACUUUUAUCAGGCCUAUGAGUGUUGAAAUAUAUGACUUGAAGCAAAACGUUUCUCAUAGUAGGAACAUUUCCAAAAGUUCACAAUCUUUUGGAGAUUUGUGCAUUUUAAGAAGAAUGCAUCACCCCUUCUAAAACCUCAUUUAGAAGUGCCUUCUUUUCUGGUUAACUAGGAUUAACACCUUUGUUGGCUCUGUUCUUUAUUUAAGAUUAAGUAAGCUACCUGUAACUUGUGCCUCAAGGGUGAGAUUUUUAGUUUAGCAGACUUAAGGAAGAUCAUUAGUGUCAUUUCCUUAGCAGUUCGUAAAAGUAAAUGUUGAAGUUGUUUUUCUGACACCUCAGUGACUCUGUGUUAAGUGUUUAUUUGGUGAACCACCUUCUUAAUGCGGGCCUGUUAUGUUGCCGAGGCAAUAAGAACUGUUAGUUUAGCCUGUUGCGUUUGUUUAUAGAUGCACUUUGAAAGCCCAUGCCAACCUCUCACUGCUGUAAAACGGGUCUUUUGAUGGCCGACUGUGAUGACGUGUUUUCCACCUUAUUCCUUUAGGGGAAUGAGCUCACAUCUGACUGCAUGUCAUUCUCCCUAAAUAACCGGAGCCGUUUUCACACUGUGAAAUGUUACCAAACAUUAUUAAAUAUGUCAAAUUGACAACUGUACUAAA
This is a messenger RNA of Oryzias latipes (Japanese medaka), 2301 nucleotides long. RefSeq names its product zinc finger HIT-type containing 6 (gene znhit6). The record is from RefSeq and is a predicted model, not a curated record. Lineage: Eukaryota; Metazoa; Chordata; Actinopteri; Beloniformes; Adrianichthyidae. Gene Ontology annotation, biological process: box C/D snoRNP assembly; maturation of LSU-rRNA from tricistronic rRNA transcript (SSU-rRNA, 5.8S rRNA, LSU-rRNA); snoRNA localization. Gene Ontology annotation, cellular component: nucleus; pre-snoRNP complex.